Lotus japonicus is the source of this 2063-nucleotide messenger RNA. Its product is annotated as protein CROWDED NUCLEI 2-like. NCBI's taxonomy places the organism in Eukaryota, Viridiplantae, Streptophyta, Magnoliopsida, Fabales, Fabaceae. The transcript is spliced from 5 exons. The coding region runs from base 351 to 1721 and encodes 456 amino acids. The record is from RefSeq and is a predicted model, not a curated record.
GGACUGCUUGUCAUUAGUGUUCAACACUCACGAGUCACGACCACACCACCAUCUUUCCUCCUUGUCAUCAGUGUUCACUUCGACGGUGACGACGCCAUUUCCGCUGCCAUUGCCGUUCCUUCACCUUCACACCACCUUCGUUUUCUCCAUUUCGAGCUUCGACUUCACUGCUUCAACAGUGACGACUACUCUACUCUGCCGUUGCCGUUCACCCCCUUAACCAUCAACGUCGCUGUUACUCGCCGAUCACCGGAGUCUCCAGUCACCCUCACCACUUGUUUCACAAAAGUGUCUCAAAGCACAUUGACAUAGAGUUUCAUCACUUUGAAAAACCAGCUUGAGAACAAAAAAUGGCUCCAGAGGAGGCUGUGAUUCCUGAGCCUGCAAAUGGCUGCAGCAAAUGCCAUGAGUUGAAGAAGAAGUGUGAGAAGGUUGUAGUGGGGCGGAAUGCUCUUCGCCAAGCUGUCAAGUUCCUUGAAAAGGGAAUUGAAAAUCUGAAAUCUGAGAAUGAGAAGCUCAAAAAAGAUAUUCAAGAAGAACAAGCACAGAGAAAAGUUGAGAUAGAGGGAAAGCUGGAAAUAUCCAAUGCUUUUGCUGCUUUAGAGAAUGAAGUUUCUGCCUUAAAAUCUGAGAUUGCUGCACUGCAGCAGAAAUGUGGUGCUGGUGCUCGUGAAGGAAAUGGGGAUGUGGAAGUUCUGAAAGCCCCUGGUAUAUCUGAUACUGAAAAGGAAGCCAAUAGCUUGAAAAAAGAACUUGUGGAGAAAGAAAAGAUAGUAGCUGAUUCCGAGAGGAAGACUUCUGUGGACGAGAGAAAGAAGGCUGCGGCGGAAGCAAGGAAGUUAUUGGAAGCUCCGAAGAAAAUAGCUGCUGAGAUAGAGAAGCAGAUUGCGAAAGUCGAACUUCGACAAGUUCACUUGGAGCAACAAGUUAAUGAAAGAAAAAUGAAGCUGGCUUUUGAGCUGUCAAAGACUAAAGAGGCAACCAAAUGGUUUAAAGCUGAAAAGAAGAAGCUGUUAGUGGAGAAAAGAAAUGCUGAGUCAAAGAUGGAAAAAGCUCAGGAGAGGUCUGAGGUUGAAAGAAAGACGGCCGAUAUGGAAAAACAUAAGGCAGAGGAGCAGAAGAAGCUUGCUGAAGAUAAAUUACAGCUUUUGGCAGACAGUCUACAGCUUCAAAAGAUACGUGCGGAGUACGCGAGGGAAAAGCUUAAGCGUGAAAGGAUGAAGGCUGAGCAUGAAGCACAUCGUCGCCGCAUAUUAGAGCAUGAAUUACACCACUUAAAGCGUGGUUACAUUCAAUUUCUUGAUCAACUUGACUUCACUAAGCUUGCAAAUUUAUUGUAUGGAGAAAUGGAUAAUUUACACGCCAAGAGUGAUAGGGCUCACAAGAAGAGGAAGAAAUCUCAUUGGGGUAAAGAUACUUCUGUGGGUGAAAAGAAGGAAACAAAGGAGAUGAAAGCUGGAGUCUGUGAGGAUGCAAAUGGCUGCAAACACUAUAUCUUUCCCGCAUCAUAUACUCCCAUAUCUCAAGCAUGCGGGGAGAGGAUAUUUGAUGCAUUAAAUAAUUUUGGUGAUGUGGUGAAUGGCAAUAUUAUGAAGUUGCUACACUUAGAAAAUGUUGCUGAUGAGGAAUGCUUUAGAAAAGCAAUAGAUGAGCCUUUGUCGCCAUUUCUUCCGGAGAUAGAAAUGUUAGAUAUGGAUAAUCUGAUGCUUUUGGCAGAGUAAGCACUUCUUGAAGACUUAUUAUUUGGUGCCAUUGAUGUUGAGAUAUAUUCCAAUGAGAGAAAAAUUGAUGCCUUUUCAGUUCCUUCUAGCAGAUUAGCACACAUCUCAAAUUAAUACUUUAAGAUGUAAUUAAUACUUUCAUUCUGUUACUGACCUUAGUCAUUGAAAACUCUAUUAUGGGAAAUUAGGUGGCCUUAGACCUUAGUUAGGUUUCACUUAGUUGAGAGCUUUUAAACAUGGCUCCUGUUGCUCUCUGAAAUUGCACACAACUAAUUCCUGGGAUAAUUUAUAUAGUUUCUAUAUUUAUUUGUUUGGCUUUGCUUGAUCUAUCAACAUGCUAUU